CGUCUCUGGACUCUGCGCAUUUCUUUUUGACAUCUUCCUGCCACUUCUCUCCUCGCCUCUGUGCGCAAGAAACUAAAUAGAACUCUCUUUUUCCCUCUCAGCUAAGCGCCAUUUUUUGGCAGUCUUCACUGUUCUUAAAAACCGUCUGAUAUUUCCCAGAUUGAAGAAUAACAAUAUGGUUACUCAUGAAACUGAAGGUGGUCGUACUUUCUCAUCUUUGCUUAUGAAAGAACUAGUCCAUGUCAAAAAAGAAGAAGAAGAAACAAGAACGACGCCUUCUGAUGACAUUCGGCCUGCUCAUUCCGGCGGUGCACCUGAUGGUGGGUCGUCUUAUUCUUCUUCCUCCACCUCAAUAAGGACACCGGUCCAUGAAAUAAACGACACAGCUCCACCGACUACAACAAAGACCUCGAAAGUGGACGACAUCGAGGUGGUCUGUAUAAAAGAAGAAGUAGAAGAAGAGGAAGACGAGGACCGGGGCGUAGCGAGUUUUGACGGUGACGGAGGUGGUAAUGGGCCUUCGUCGGAGGCGGUGCCAAAGCCGAUGGAGGGGCUGCACGAGCCUGGUCCACCGCCAUUUCUGAAGAAGAUAUUCGAGAUGGUGGAAGACCCGGAUACCGAUACGGUGGUAUCGUGGAGCGAGACCCGGGACAGCUUUACCGUGUGGGACGAGCAUGUCUUCGCACAAGACCUGCUCCCAAGGUAUUUCAAGCACAGAAACUUCUCCAGCUUCAUUCGCCAGCUCAACACUUACGGUUUCAAGAAGAUUGAUACAGAUAACUGGACGUUUGUAAACGAAGGAUUUCAAAAAGGGAAGAAGCAUUUGCUCAAGAGCAUCAAAAGAAGAAGUAGGUUAAACAAGCAGCAACAACAAGAGGGGGCGGUAGGUGCCAAUCCAAUGAAACCCGGGUUGGAGGAUGAACUCGAGAGUCUUAAGGAGAAUCAAAACAUAUUGAAAGUGGAAAUCCAUAACCUGAGACAGAAACAGAAAGACUCUCAGAAUCAUUUAGGUGCUGUUGCAAAUCGUAUUCGAGGUGCAGAGUGUAGGAUACAACAGAUGCUCUUUUUCCUCACCAAAGUAACCAAAAGCCCAAGCUUUGUUCAGCAAUUGAUCCAGAAGAAAAAGCAGCAAAAGAGAGAGCUGGAUGGAGGAGAGUUUGUUAAGAGACGCAGAUUGUUAGCAUCCCACGUGCAUGAAAAGGCCAUUGACAAAAGUCGUAGAAUUAAUUGCAGAAACAAAGUUCCGAGGGGCUUGGUGACAACUCUAUCUGGACUCUCUGAAAUCCUGAAAGAGGAGGCUAUGGAUAUGGAUAUCCCAGCGUCCAUAGAUGAUGCAUUAAUAUGCAGUCUUGAGGACCAGAAUAUCAAUGUGAUGUCUAGAAGAAGUAGCAAACCAAAUAUCUCCUCUGUUUAUGAUGUCAUGUCAGAGAAACUACUGGAGGACAAUUCGAUUGUAGAUGAAGAGUUAGCUGUAAAUGACUCUAAAUUCUAUUCUGAAUUGGAGGAUUUGAUUGUCAAGCCAAAUGAUUGGGGGGGAAUUGCAUGUGGACUGGUGGAGCAAGCUGGUUGUGUUGGGGCGCUUCCUUGAAUCAAAUGUACCGUCUUGGUGUGUCUUUUAUCUGCUCUAAUUCUCCUCAUUGUAAAGAAGGCUGAAGCUAAAAGAGGGUGUCUUUGGUUUGGUUCUGUCUCACAAGAAGUUGAAGUUGCAGUGGAAAGAAUUUCCUACUCACUCGUACUGAAGAUAUCAUCGUUAUCGCGAGUGUUCAUAGUUUCUAUUCACUUUUUUUUUAAGGUGAUGCGCUCGUUUGUUAUGGAAAAAGUGUUACAGCCCUACUAGAAUUGAACAGCUUGGUCCUCUUAUAACAUAAAUACCUUAGAUUGAGUUCAUGCUGCUGCAGCUUGCCUAUCAGUUUGUUGUAUUUCUUGAUCGGACAGUUUGUUUUAUAUGGUAGUAAUUUUGAAGGAGUGA
This is a messenger RNA of Carya illinoinensis, 1969 nucleotides long. RefSeq names its product heat shock factor protein HSF30-like. Gene Ontology annotation, cellular component: nucleus. Bases 176 to 1588 code for a protein of 470 amino acids. Gene Ontology annotation, biological process: regulation of transcription by RNA polymerase II. The record is from RefSeq and is a predicted model, not a curated record. Gene Ontology annotation, molecular function: RNA polymerase II cis-regulatory region sequence-specific DNA binding; DNA-binding transcription factor activity. The transcript has 2 exons. NCBI's taxonomy places the organism in Eukaryota, Viridiplantae, Streptophyta, Magnoliopsida, Fagales, Juglandaceae.